This is a messenger RNA of Paramuricea clavata, 16200 nucleotides long. The record is from the annotation of a GenBank genome assembly. NCBI's taxonomy places the organism in Eukaryota, Metazoa, Cnidaria, Anthozoa, Malacalcyonacea, Plexauridae.
GUGCCUCGGCAAAGCAACCGAGUGAGCGCAUUGUAUCCAACCCACCGUGCGUCCAUGGAUCGUGCGACGAGAACGCCAGGUUGUGAAUUCAGAGCCGAUUCCCCAGUCGCUGUGUUGUAUUGAGAGGUAUUGCGGUUCCCAAAUCUGCGUUUUGAUCGAAAUCACGGAUUAUACUCAAGUGUUGUUUAUAUUUGGACACUUGGUCGACGUCUGCUACGGCGGUCGAGAUGUUGUUGUGCCGUAGUGUUGUUAUUGCAAUUCUCUUUGACCUCGUAUCGCUUUCAAGAGCGACAAGAACCGCGUAUGUCGAAAUUGUCGUAUGCGACAGCAACGAUGAACGAUCUAUGUACACGGAUAAGCUUCAAGGGACCUUUGCGAACAUCGGCACGCUGAGUCGUGCGAAGGGUGAUGUGUUGCAGGUAGGAUUUGUAAUCUUAGCAUGAUAGUAUAUAUGUUUAUAUGAAUGUUACCCAGCGGAACGGGGAAUAUACGAGUUUGAUAACAAAUCAGUAUGCUUGCUAAGCAGUAUAAAUAUGGUUGGGAUGUAAGCAGUAACAACAACAAUGUACACUGAUCCGCAGUUAUAACCGAAGUCAUAUAUAUAUAUAUAUAUAUAUAUAUAUAUAUAUAUAUAUAUAUAUAUAUAUAUAUAUAUAUAUAUAUAUAUAUAUAUAUAUAUAUAUAUAUAUAUAGGAUACACUAAACUUCAUGUUAUGUUUGCCCCAUAGAACUGGGAAAAUGUUUAAUAACAAAUCUUUAUGCAGUAUGAGUAUCAUAGACUCUACUGCCUGUUGGAUACGAGUAAAACCAAUAUAUUGAUUUGACGCCAUUGAAUUAUAUUUGUAUAUAUAUAAAACUUCAGGCUAAAAGCACGCAUGUAUAUUUCAGAUUCGGCAUACUCGAAUUCAUGUUACAUGCAUGUAUCCAAAUCUUUCGAAUUUCGUAAAAUUUAUUGUGGAAUGUUACUAUGUGUUAUUUAUUUGUCUUCAGAAAGCGAGUGUACUUCACAAUCAUUCACACGGUAUCUGGGCCAUCUCAAUACACAGCAGUGUUCGGUUCAGGCUAGAUUAUAUGACGUGCUGUUAUAUAUAUCAUAGCGUAAAUGUACUAUUGGCCAAGCAUUCAUUCCUUCUGUGUAUUACUGCUUUGUUUACCACCGCCAUAUAUCGCGGGAACCUGUUUUGUUGUCUUUAUAUCUGAGCCAAUGAGUGCGUCGAUCUGACCGGCUGCCACUUGAGAAAUAAUUUGAGCACCCUUGUAAAAUGACAGAUAGAAACGGGAUUUGCACUUGAGGGAAGUCGUUCGGUCAAGUGUAGGCCGUUUAUUGGCGCAAUGCAAACGACAAUAAACAUAAUUUGUAAAGUUUUUUGAGCGAGGCGCGUGUGUUGUCUACUCGUUUAGCUUAACGAGCUGUAGAUCAUGUCGGCAAAGCGUUCAAGAGAAUGCCGACAUUAUUAUUUGUCACGGGUCAGAUACAAACAUGAUUUAGAAUACAUAUUAACUGCUGUAAAUGUAGCAAUUAACUGUAAUUCAAAGCUUACUUUACCGCGUGUGUGUUGUGUAGGCUUAAUAUGUAUAGUUCAGAGGGUUUAUAUGAUAGCCCAGGGUUUAAAUACCAACGAGUCAUCGACAUGAAUAUUGAAGCAGUAUCAAAACAUGUAUCAAUUUGAGUGUAAAAAAGUAUCAAUUAUGAAAGCAAUAAUAACAAACUUUUUAAAUCUAAAGUGGGAGCAUUUAGUGAAUAGUUUUAAAACAUUUUGUGUCGUAAAAUAUUCGCAAUUGUGUUCCUAUUUAAAGCGCUUCGGGGCAAUUGUAGUGUGAACUCAAAUAUAUUUGCAUGUCAAUGUUUAAUGGGAAAUACGAUGCAGAAUCGUUGCUAAGUAGUUUUCAAAUAAUUUCAUUCCAAACUGCCAAAAUAUAAUGUUAUGAAACUGAAACAUACGUUUGUCUCAAAACAUCGGUUGCGUGUCUUUUGAGGUAGAUUUCUUUAGCCAAAAUAAACUGGUCAGUAAAGGUACCGAAAUUAAGCAAACCCAAAUUCCAAAACAUUUAAAACGCAGAUUUUUGGCAAAUCAUUUCAUGUAGCCAUUUUUAUUUUUCUAAAGUGAUGCACUUCAAACUCAGCAUCAUACAUAUAUGUAUGGCAGCAGGUUGAGAGAAAGGAUAAUCCAUAUUUCACCUAAUUAAAACUCGUUCCAAAUCCAUGUGUAACAUGUAAAAAUAUUACGGCAUAAAACAUGACAAUUAUGAGUACUUAGUGAAUAGUUUCCCAUAUUUUACAUAGCAAAUUUGUUUGUUAUUUUCUCAAACGAUUCUCGGCCGACAUGGGGGUCGGACUGAUUUACCCCGACAGGUUUUUUUCAUAAUGUCUCAAAUCAAGUAUGUGGCAGUGUUGAAAUAUAUUUAAAACGUUGAUUGAAAGGGCCAUCUACUUACUUGAAAAAUAUGAAUGACGUUUCAAAGCAAAGGCUCGUCGUCUCUGAAAAUUUGUACGGAGUAUUUGGGAUAUUUCAUACUGUACAUUUUCAUGGUUUAUUUUUGGUUCAUGAAAUGUCAGGUACACCUCAGAGAUAGACAAAAUCAUGCCAAAUAUAGUAUAGCUGACUUAAAUUUGAGCUAGUUUAGUAUAUCUUUCAAUCCACAUAUUCAGAUAUUGUCCGAAUGUCAAUUUGAUCCCUAAACGAGGUCCGAUAAAACAUCUUUGAAAACAAUUAAGCAUCGAUGUUGUAAGCAAAUAGCAACAAGGGCAGAAAAUUGUGACAUGGAGAAAAGUAUCAAAUUAAGUACAGCGCCAUAUUGGCAAUUUUUAGACCGGCUGAUUUUGGCCAUUACGCGGCGACUGCGGUUAUAAGUAUUAUUAUCCGGCUGAUAACAAGUGCUCAAUGUCUAGAUUUUCGGUUCUACAGGAAGCGAAAUUAGAAAAGUAUAGGGCAAUUUAUUGCUUGGAACUUCUGUUCGCAAUGACAAGUACUUUAGCUCUACUUAAGAGAUCUGUCUUCGCCUUUGUCUAUAUAUGACAGCGAGAGUUUCCUGUGCCGAAUAACAACACAACCGUCCCCCGCUGCGGUUAAUUCAGAACAGAGAGGCGAGCAAAAUUUUCACAAUAUUUAUGCGAUUUCAAACUGCGAAAAUUCGCUUGAAAAACAACUGUAGGCAAAGCAAAACACGGUUAGGGAUAAACAGCGAAGGUUAAGGUCUCCAACACAAGUUUAAGCUAGAUUCUGUUUUUGUAAUGCGUUCAAUAAUGCCCAAACUUCCAUCGGUGGCCCGAAACAUGCUGAAUUCAUUAGCUCGAACUGCUGAAAACAUGUGGUAUAGUUGACUAUGUUUUAUGCUAAGAAAAACACGCAGUUUUGCUAGUAAAUCCAGCUGUUUGGUAGUUUUGAAGAAACCUAAGGCAAAAACAAUACAUUUCCUUUAAAAUGUCGCCUCAACGGGGUUCAAUAAUGCGCUCAAAUAUAUGGAAUUACGUUAAUAUUGAUUCUAUCUUUGUAUUCAAUAUUCAUACAAAUGCGGCGAGACAUAUCGGUGCCAGUGAAUUGCUCCCAAUAUUUAGCACCCAAAAGGUGGCCAAGUUUAAAGCUUUCCGCUCGAGGAGUCCUAAAACCAAAACUAUAGCAAUACUCGUUGCAUGGCGGUAUUUCGCCUGUGUUUUAUUGCUUGUUUUAUAAAUCUCGCUUAGCAAAUAUCAAUAUCUCGGAGAGCGUUUAUUGUUUGACUUGCGUAUUUGUACAGCUCAAUAAUGAUGUUUAUCGCAAAGUCUCCUUUGCCAAGACCGUAGCACGAAAAAGAUGGGUUUUUAGGCCGAUAGUAUAUACACUAGUAGUACUACACAACUAGUUCGGCCUAUAAAAACUGUCGUGCGCAACCUCCUUAAUACAUGCAGUUACAACUUGAGUUGUACUGUGUUAAUCAAACACACAACUCACCUGCCGGUGACAACAUAGGCGAAUCGUGUGCUCAUUUACACAGUUGUAAGCAAGUUCGGUUGCAUGCGACAGUUUUAGGCAAAAGUUGUGUAGUGUUUAUUGGGGUUUUAGGGCAAAUACUGAUGUUGUCCUUGUACUAUAUGAACGGUGCCACUUUUCAAUUUCGACGGGAAAACUAUCUUGCGAUUCUAAAGCUUACAUUAUAAGAGUUUAAACAUCAAGCUUUAGCACUUUUGAAAUUUUUGAUGUGUAAAAAUAAUCGACCUAAAACUUCGAGUCGAAAACUCUAAAUAAGAAAAUUAGACCAAAGUAUAAUGGCACCUUAAUUUUAAGAAAACUUUGAUAGUGUAACCAGACCUAAACAGUACUAUUGUUGAACAACUAUGAAUUCAAAAAUCUGUCCUUAAUCGAUUUUUUUUCUUCACAAAAAGCAUGUAUGCGUUAAUAAAACUUAUUGAUUUAACGAAACGGAAUUCGCACUGGAUCCGAAUCUUACAAACCAUGCCGCUUGAAUUACCUUGAAAUGAAUUUUAUGAAACGAUAUGACAUGUUUAAUUUUCAAAUCUCACUAAGCUCGCUUCUGUUUGUGUUUCAUAUUAUAUCCACGAAAUUUAUUAUAUUUCCAAUAAUAUUACUGAUGCCGAAACGGUAAAAAGUGUUGCAAUUAUAUCAUUUCUCGAAUUCUAAAUGGUUUAGAAUACUCACUGUAACAAAUACAAUGUUCUAACGUAGUGGAGAACAAUUUAAACACUAAAACACUUAUGUAAUAAAAUAGAGGCAAAGUAAUACGUGCGUAAAUCGAACACCGCGUAGCCAAAACACAAGCCAAUGAAAUAUGCAAAUUAUGCCCCAUUAUUCAAUUCUGUAAUUGUUUGCUUUUUGGACAAACACAACGCGUUAUUUCAUGCCGUAUUUAAAGCAUUUGUGUGUUUGCUUUCUCUACGCUGCUAGGAGUUCAUUAAACGCUUAGUUUAUUUAACACUUCACUGACAAUUCUAUUGCCUGUACAAACAAUAGGUUAGAAUCACGGGCAGCCGAGAAUUUCAAAAAUACUGAAAGAAAUUAAACAAAUUCCAAACACGACGAAGGCGGUUAGAAUGAAUUGCAAGAAAUAUUUUUUGAGGUUGUUAUUUUUUUUCACUUUUUUCAAAGCCAUCAUUAGAAAUAGAACACGUUUCAGCAUACAUCCAUUAAAACAAGAUAUUUCAACCAUUGUGCUAUUAGUAUGACAAUCCGUCUGAUGAGGUCGAAAACCACAGUCUCAAAACAAUUUCCUUCGCGUUAUAUGUUGAAUUUCACGAUGGCAUUUGAGUUUGAAAUUUGUUUCCUUUUGCAAAGGAUAGGUUUCGCAAGUCCUGUCAAAAACGUAAAGUGAUAAGCCUCAAAAUUGCCGUAUAUUACAGUACUUGACAUUAUUUUGGGCUAAGCCGUCUAAGGUCAAGUAGGUGUUAUGCCUAUAUUUUCAAAAAGUAUCAAUAAAAUUUUCGCCACAUGAAAAUUAGUACGUCUUAGAAAAACAUAGCAUUGUUCCAUAUGGUUUUCAUUUAUGAUGUCUAAUUUUCAAAUUCAAAACAUAUUUUCUUUGGGAUUUUUUUAAUUUUCAAUACGAAGCAUACUGGGCAAGCAUAAUGAAUUCUUGAUGCGUGUUCACAGGUGGUCCGAACCAUUUGGUGCUCUAUUUUUAUCGAGAAAUGUAUUAAGGGUUAAACGGGCAUGGCCGCUCUACCCAUUGAGCUAUAUCGAGAGACAUCGGAGAUUUGAAGCAUGAUUUAUCCAAUUUAAGUGCACGAAAUAUUUUCGUCUUUCAGAACGUAAAUAGAAUUUUUUUGUCGCAUUCAGAAUGAAACAUCUAUUGUGGAAAAUGAAAGAUAAUUCAUAAUUACAAGCGAAGAAAGAAAACUCUAACAAUACAUUCCUCAAGCUCUCUUAUACGAUCGCGCAAGCCUCGAUCCCAUGCUAAUUAACAUAAAUUGCAAGGAACUUUUUUUCAAGAUGGGUUUUGUGGUUAAGUGGUUAAUAUUUGAGAGGAAAUGAAAUAUUCACGAAUUUGGGAAGAUAAAUUAGACUCUACUUUCAAUGCGAACAUAAUUGACACUUGGAAAACGUAUAUUGCUCUAAAUGCCGUUCUUACAAUCUAAGCUGUUGUUCUCAAUUUUCCAUUCAUAUGUAAAUAGCAGUGUAUUGUCAAAAGUAACAUGUUCUGUAAAUUUUGUCAGGUUGGUCUUCACAUACAUGUCCUGUUGACCACACCCAGGCCUCAAAUUUCCCUGAAAUCAAUCGACGGCGAUGGCGUUAAAAAUUGCCCUAGAACGUAACAGCUGUCUACGGCAAUUUUGUUUCCACGGCAUUUUUCAAAUUAACUGUAAUAAAAAUUUAAUUUUAUUGUUACUUUGGAUUUUUGACAAGCUAGAAACAUGUCUACGUAUUUCUUUAGUGGUUUUUUUUUCGAAGAAAACUGAGACUAAAAUAGUGAUUUACGCAUGAUUUGAUCAACAUCUGAAUUCAAGUAUCGAAGUAGUAAUGCACAGUGAAUAGUAUAAAAAUUGCACUAUAUACGGCAAAAAAUUGCCGUCGUUGCCGCAAUGAUCCACGGCAUUUUGUUCUCCCUCUACGGCAAUUGCCGCGAUAAAAUUCGAGCCCUAACCACACCCUUAACCAUAUUUUUAUUAUGUACUUACUACUGUAACAUUUGGUAUUAUUAUAUGGCUAUAAAGUAAAUAAAUAGAUACGAGAUAUAACUGUAUAAUCUACAUUUGACUCACCCAUAACUUUCCAGUAUCUUGAAUGUGAUAUAGAUUCCAAAAUGCAUAUACUGCAUUUAUUAUGAGCUUUAGAUGAUAUCAUUAAAUGCCAGGAAUAAUUUUGGCAACAUCUGGAAAAAUUAUAAUUUUGCAUCAAUACAGUUGAUUCAAAUCUAAUUGCAAAUCUAAUUCAAACCUAAUAAACUCUAAAUGUCAAAAGUGCAACGAAAAUACAGAGAGUCUCCCAGGAGUUCAGAGGGUCUCCCAGGGAGGAGGGGAGGGGGUCUGUGAUUUUUAUAAUUGAUGAGACUUUUCUUAUUUAUUGGUUUACGGAUUUGAAACCAGGUCGGUAGGUCGGAAAAAAUUUUAAAAAACACACUGAGUAUAUUUAAAAUCUAUAUUUUUAUUUUCUAAACAUUUAACUUCUACUUGGAAAAACAUGGCUAAACUCCAUAUUGAUUGUCACAACGAUAACAUGAGCCAGCAGUACUUAGAGUCAAAGUUUACUUGGCGAGUGUACUUCAUGUCAGAAACCGAAAUUAACUAAAAUUAACUACAAUCGUAAAAUUGCUGACAUCCAAACUUUUUUCUAUUUUUCACUUUCGGUGGAUCCGUAAACCAACGAAUAAACAAAGUCUCACCUUAGCAGAUGUUUCAAAUAUGUAGAUGGUAUCUACUGUCACAGGGUGCCCUGAGGGUUCAGAGGUUGGCAUCAUGUGAUCACAGACAGACAGCAAGUACCCCUGCAGCUAAAAUGAAAGCCAAACUGACAUGUGCUUAAUUUAGCAGAAUGUGGAAAUCUAUUCUUAUAUUAUUUGCACCGAUAAGAUCAGUAGCGGGCACAGUAGAGGGAGUGGUGGGGAGAGUGAGGGGGGUAACCCCCACCCCCCUCCCCAAAUUUCUUAAUCAUAGUAAAAAAGUAAAAAUGUAAAAAAGUUGUAACAAGCCAUAUACUGCAUACCAUUCAGGCAAAAAGUUAAAGAACAGAGAUUUGCAACAUCUACAGGUGGUCAUAUAGUGGCAACCUAAAUUCACUCCCCUCUGUCACUGGAUCUGGAAUCAAAAGCAGUGCUUUUCAGAACAUUUAUUUCUUCUCUAUCUUGCAAUUAGAUCCAUCCAUUUGGCCUGUGCAAUAUAUCAAAUGGUGAAGCACUCUAUGAUGAUGAGUGGGUGGGUGUGGUCAAACUGACGGUACCCUCGCGAGAAUCACCAACAUGUAACGACACAGUUCAGAAGGUAUGAAUUAAAUAUCAUGGUAGACAACUGAAUUAAGACAGAUGGUUACAAGGGCUGCUAUAUUUACAGGGGUCUCAUUACAUGCAGGUAUCCUGCAUUCCUGCAAAUACUUUUGAAAAACAGAUAGGGCCUAAAAAAAUACCUGUGGUUCCGGUUUCAUAUCAUGAAAAAAUUAGGGUUGGUAGGUCGGAAAUAAAUUUUUUUUAAAUAUUUUUUUUUAUGGUUUUGGCGGGUUUUUUGCUGGGCGAUUUUCAGUGGAGUCCCGAUAUCAAUAUUAACUAGAGAUGCAUAUUUCCUAUGGACAAAUUUAGGCAAUUUGGUUCAAUAAUUAUUGUGACAACAGACGCCAUUUUGGCAAGCUGUACGAGCAGCCCGCAACCACCCGGAGAAAAUAGGGUCAAAAAAGUCAGAAAAAAAAAAUAAUAGGGUUGGCAGAAAAAAAUAGGGUCGGUUGGGAACCGGAACCACAGGUAUUUUUUUUAGACUUAGGCUAAUUAUGCACCAGCCUGGUCUCCCUAACCAUGGUGAAUCAGGCAUUAAUAUUUGACCAACAUUCCUAAUACAAAAUUCAAUGUUCAUACCCCAAAUUAUAUUCUUGCACCCAAAAUACAAGACCACAUAUAUUAAGAAAAGAUCUUUCCAAGUCAAAUCAUUGGCCUCAAAAAACACGGUCUCAGCUCUCUUAUUAGUGACCUUAUAGAUCUGCAUGGUCUUAGUAAAAGGCAGGAUGUUGUUUUCCUGCGAUCAUGAAACUGACAUGCUGGUUCACUCCCUUGGAUGAUAGAGGGUGUGGCAAAUUAUAUUGAAGCUCUGGGGUUUCAUAAUUGAGGGAAUUUUUUCCAAGGAGUGUACAAAACUUCAGUUUCCAUAACAUAUUUAUUUUAUGCUCACAUUAACUCAUUAAGCUGCAGAGCUUCCCCAUUGACCAGCAAAAUCGUCUGGUGUUAGAAAGUAAAAAAAAUAAGUAGGGUGCACUGGGGCACAUUGCAGCUCAGUGGGUUAACUAGAGACAUUGUCAGAUUUUUUCAUUAAUCCAUUAAGCUGCAGAGCUUCCCCACUGACGAGUAAAAUCGUCUGGCGUUAGACAAGUGAAAAAAAAAUAAGUAGACCGUAAAAAAUAAGUAGGGCGCAUUGUGGCUCAAUGGGUUAAACAAUUGAUGAAGUUGCAUUGCACCCUAAUAAUGCACUGUGUUUUAUUAUUUUACUCUGCCUAAUGCCUUGUUCCUUCAUUGUAUAGGCACUAGGUGCUGUGAAGAAGGGUGCAAAAGCGGUUAUAUUUGAUGUGACAGACAGUCCGGGAGCUGCCAAUGAGGUACGUAUUAGGUUGGACACUAUUAAUACGUGUGAGUUUCACUAAGCAUUAGAGAGGUUAAUUAAGAUUGACGUUUACGGCAGACUGGUAACUGCAAAUGGCAAACUUCAAUUUGCAUUUGAAGGUAAGUUCUACAAGUUUCCAAAGGUUUCGACAGGUUUUUAGUCAAUUCAUUCUUCAAUUUAGAUGCACAAAAUUAUCCUAACUUCGAACAACUAACAGUUGAUCUCAAAAUACAAUUUGAAGUUUGCGGUUACCGGUCUACCAUCUAUUAUCAUAUAGCAGAUGCAGUUAUCAGAGCAACAAAAUAAUUAUUUUCAUUAUAUGUGGUAGUCGGUAUUUGGUGGCAAAUGAAAAGAAUUAAGAAACUUUUCGUUCAAUUUUCUUGCUCCUAAAAUUGACCACCAACUGCUACCCUGUUAAAACUUGUUAAUUGAUUCCACUAAUAUAUCCUAUCAGUUUCCAUUCACAUAUUAGUGUGAGUUAUCUCACAGUUAUAAUUAGAUAACACUGUAUAACAUUAUUUAAUUAGUUGUAAGGGGGAUGUACCAUGCCUGUCAACAACUUAUAAAAAGAAUUAUGGUAUGGGUUGGUCAAUGUGUCCUGAAGAGGCAGAUCAAUAUUUGUUUAUGUACUCAGAGUCGAUGAGUACUUCUUUAUAGAUCAGUUUUUGUGAGAUAUAGACAAUUGGCAUGUAAAGUUAGAAAGUAAUACAAUGAUGAACAGAAUAAAAACAUAUUUUCAUGUUUUACUUUAUCUUGCUCAGGAGUUGAUUGAAUGAAGCUCAGUUCCCAGCAGAUAAGCUUAAUUUAUUAUUAAAUAAGUCUCAUUUCUUUUGACACAUGUUCUGAAUCAGGGUAUGCCCUCAAAAGCAUCUAUAAUGGUAAUACAUAUUAUCAAGGGGCCAAAAUUUCGACACUUCCCUAGAGGAAUAAGUCACGUAAAAUCAUACACUCCAAAAUCCAAGUUACUGUGACAUCAGAGGUGUUGAAUUUUUUGAAUGUUCAUUUCACAAUUUAUUAUAAUUGUUUAUUUAGUUAAACGCCCAGAAAUCGCUGAUACAACAGCCGGUUAUCAUUAUCAGUGGAAAACAUGCUAGAAAAUUGAUGAGCAUUAUCAGAAAGUAAGCCCAGUUUCUCUCACUAUAAAUACAGAAUUUGUUUUUUGACAAUAAGAUCACUGUUUCAUAUCCUAUGUCAUUAUCCUCGGCUAGUGAACUGUUUGUUCAAAUAUACAUUCAAUAUUAUUGAAGUUUAAAACUUCAAACUAGUGUCUUAUUUUUUUGAAUUGUUUCUGUAUUACUUCCAGGCAAAACGUCUUAAAAGCUCGAAUUUCAUGGAAGCCAUACAUGGAACAGACCACGGUUAGUUGCAUCAAUAAGAUAUUUUUCACUAAAAUGUACAAUUUUUGUACUCAAAUAUAAAACACUUUCAGUCAGUGUCUUUCACUUUUGACUUUUCAAUCUUUCUCGCAAAAAAUAGCAGGUUUUUCCACAAAUAGUACAAAAACAAUCCCGAAUAAAUGUUCAUAAGCAUACUUACUAUAUAAUACUAGUAUAUUGUUUCACCAAAUCACAUAAAAUAGUCAAAUAGUUUUGAACGAAAACUUGAAACUUUGAAUGAUUUUUGAAAUCCAGGAGAGCAGUCCGCCAUUUUGUUUUUAACGGCGCCAGAAUACGAACAAACGGUUACAAUGAACAGCGGUAUGUCCUUGUGGCACGUGACCAGCACGUGACUCAGUCAUAAUUCACGUGACUAAGGAGAAAUUAAGCAGGCAGGAAAUAGACCCUUCCGGAAACUAAAUUUCCCCCUAAAUUUUAAAAUAAUCCUAGAUUUAACUAUUAAUAUUAUUCUGUCCUAUAUAUCAACCUAUUUUACAAAAUAUUUUUCACUCUUUAGGACAGUUCUGGUGAAUACGUGGAUAUGGUUAUCUUUAUGACGUGUUUUAUUCUAAUUACCAUCACGUGUUUUAUACUUCUUCUCAAGGUAUGUAUAUAUUAUUAUUACAUUAUACAGAGUGUAUAAAAAAAAAACGCAACCUCGGAAUUUCCCGAGAAAUCUUCAAUUCCCAGGGGCCUAAAAUCUUUUAUGCUUAAGAAUUGCAAAGUGAUUUCUUAGGAAAUUCCGAGGUUGCGUUUUUUUUUUAUACACCCUGUAUAUGUUUUCACCUUUUAAUCAGUCAUACUCUUUCCACGCAAAAAUAGUCCGAAUAUAUUUAACUCAUUAAGUUGCAUUGUGCACUGAUGCGCCCUAUUUUAUGUCUUUAUUAUUUUACUCUGUCUAGCACUGGGGCUCAGUGAGUUAAGUUAUAUAUAUUUAUCAUAGAUAUCUUAUAUAAGAUGUCUAUGAUAUUUAUUCAUUGUCUUUAUUUUAACUAGAUCAAAUGGAAACAAACCAAAAAAGAGGUACGGUAAAAACUCAUUGUUACCCAAAUAAGCAAUUAGCCUUUCUCACGCCCGCCAUUUUUGGGGUACUGCCUUUUCCAAUCUCAAAUUCAUUAAUAAUUCACGAGCAAUUCAGCCAAUGAUGAUCACCUAUUUGAUCACAAGAUACCAUUUGGAUAACCCGGUGAAACUUGAUGAAAGACUGAUAGUCACCAGUGUUUUCAUCAAAUAUCUUGAUUACGCAUGCAAAAUUACUUGAAUAAAAUUCCUAAUUACGUUAUGCUUGGUUAAGAAUUCUUUUCAAAUCAGCAAACGAAAACAUUCUGUUACGUCUCGAUUCAUUUGAGAAGCCAUAUAAACAACUCGAGCUCGUGUCUCACCGGGAUAUCCAAACACUCGAAAACAAUGUAUGAAAACACUCGCGCUUCGUGCUCGUGUUUUCAUACAUUGUUUUCUCGUGUUUGGAUAUCCCGGUGAAACACGAGCUCGAGUUGUUCAUAUAUUACUUCAAACAAAUUACUUAUAACUAUAAUUGUGAGUAUAAUCAUUAUAAGUUAAUUGACAGUUAAAUAUUGGAAAAAAAUGUUUUCACAUCGCUUAAAUUUUUCACAUCGUUUUCAAAAAAGUACCCCAAAAAUGGCGAAUUCUUCUAAGGCUAAUUAAUUAAUGUAUAUUGAUGCCAGUUGCCAACCAAUUCACAUUUUCAGAUAGUAUAAACUCACAGUUAUACUGUAUGUCUAGUCAGUACCACUGUUCUGAUAAUGUAAGCAUACAGAAUGGAAUUAUAACAAAGGUGACCAAACAAUUAAAUUAUAUAUGUGAGUGAAUUCGCGAUUCCCCUUAUUACGUUUUGCAUUGUGGUUAUAGUGGGAUCACUGAUCAUAAAGAUAGCGGCCUCGAAUGAAAAUAUUGAAUGUUCUCGCGAAUAUUUUGCUGUUGGCUGUCGUGCACCUGACCCUAGGCUUUUUUAAAAGUUCUUGCACGGGUCGCGACAAAAAAUAAGCCAUCUUGAAUACCAGUGAUACCACUAUAACCACAAUGCAAAGCGCUACGAAAACGUAAUAAGGGGAAUCAUCUAUUGGGUGGCGACUGGCGGCAAACAUACGUGUUAGUUGGAUGGUUGGAUACGAUAGGUUUAUUCGUACCAUAAGUACAAAAAAAUUGCCAACCUUUUUAAAUCAUAGCGAGGGAAUAAUGCUUCAAUCUGUAACAAUAUCAGGCUUAUUAGUCAGAUGUUUUCUAGUUUUUAAUCUAAUAUUGCAUUUUAGUCUUCUUUGGCAAAAAUGGCUUUUGACGCGGUCUCGAAAAUGGAAUCAAAGAAAUACGAAGAAAAACGAGAAGUUGAGACGGUAAAAACGAUGAAAGAAAAACAUCGGGAGCGAACGUUGAGUACUCAUUCGUGUUCAGCUAUCGGCAUCUCUUGUGUUAUAUGCCUGGAGGAAUUCCGAGAAGGACAGGUAAGGAUUUUCAUUUAUAUAAAUUAAUGUUCCUCAGAUGUCCAGUAAUAGUUAUCUAGCGUGCAACCCAGAUGAAGGAAUACCUAAGAGCGGUUUCAAAUUUAACCGACAAUGGGAAUUUGAUUUUCCCAGACCAGGUGUGUCAAAUAAAAAAAUGUGUGCGGUAGAUCAUGCGUCUUUACCAACAACAAACGUUAUGGUCAAAUACGUUGAUUGCGAGCGCCAUAAACAUGAAUCGCAAUGCUUUGUAUAUUCAUAUUGUGAGCCCAUUUCAUCCUAGCCUACUAAUGUCGUCAAGUAUACAAUGACCCAUCUUGCUCCCGUUUACCAUCUAAACUACCAUUGUUUAUCCAGGAAAUUCGUGUAGUAUCGUGCGGUCAUGAAUUCCAUCUGAAAUGUGUUGAUCCUUGGUUGUUGACAAAUUAUACAUGUCCACUGUGUAUGUUAAAUAUUGUUGGUGAGUAGAGAACUGAUUUCGUUGCUAGGUAGAUUAAGCUCCAUAAAGUCUCUGACCAGCUCUCCUUCAUCUCUUUCUAUUACGUGUCCAUACCAUCUUAGCCUUGCUUCCCUCACCUUCUCUGCUAUGUCUACCACCCCACAUCUUCUGAUCUCUUCAUUCCAUAAUGUCUCUGACCAAUUCUCCUUCAUCUCUUUUUAUUACAUGUCCAUACCAUCUCAGCCUUGCUUCCCUCACCUUCUCUGCAAAGCCUACCAUUCCACAUCUUCUGAUCUCUUCAUUCCAUAAUGUCUCUGACAAACUCUCCUUCAUCUCUUAUUACAUGUCCACACCAUCUUAACCUUGCUUCCCUCACCUUCUCUGCUAUAUCUACCAUUCCACAUCUUCUGAUCUCUUCAUUCCAUAAUGUCUCUGACAAACUCUCCUUCAUCUCUUUUUAUUACAUGUCCAUACCAUCUCAGCCUUGCUUCCCUCACUUCUCUGCAAAGCCUACCAUUCCACAUCUUCUGAUCUCUUCAUUCCAUAAUGUCUCUCACAAACUCUCCUUCAUCUCUUUUUAUUACGUGUCCAUACCAUCUCAGCCUUGCUUCCCUCACCCUCUAUGCAAAGCCUACCACCCCACAAAUCUUCUGAUCUCUUCAUUCCAUAAUGUUUCCGACCAACUCUCCUUCAUCUCUUCUUAUUACGUGUCCAACCAUAUCAACCUUCCUUCCCUCGCCUUCUCUGCAAUAUCUACCACCCCACAUCUUUUAGUAAUGAUGAUAUUUCAUUUUCAGAACGAGAAGGCAAUGGCAUCAAGACAGAGAGUCGAUGUUCACCAUCGUUCCGAUCAGUAUUCAGAUGUUGUUUCGCGUCCAGUCCUCUCUCGUCAUCAAGCAUGGUGUACAGUAUUACACUGGAAGACUCACAUAGUGACAGUCUAUCGCUGGCAACGAAUGACUUGAUCGAAACGACUACGACUGAUAAUUUAUGGACAGAACACUUGACAGAACAUUUGCCCGAGGCCACUGAACCAUGCUUGCAAACGGGCGAAAUAAGUAACUCGUACUCGAGCCCGAUUCCAGGGCGGGCUAUUUCAAUUUCAUUCCCAAUUAAAAAUACAGACAUUUUACAAAAUUCACUCGAUAGAGGUCCCAAUGAAUUAAAUGUGCAGGAAAAUGAGAGAUGGAAAGAGAAUAGGACCAGAUCGGUACAGAUUUCAGAUCUGGGUAUGAGAAAAUGUAAGUUGAAUUAUACCUGAAACUAACUUUAUUUAUACUUGGUGGCUCCAUCAGUUCUGAACUGUUUCCCUUAGAGAUCCAGUAAGAGGCAUUCCUAACUGGUCCAGUGUUACUGCAGGAGGAAAUCUGGAUCAAACUGAUUAAACUUUAUUUAAAUUGAAUGGCCCUAUCAGUUUUAAACCGUCCAGUGUGUCCAUGCAGCAAAGGACAUCUCUUAUUAGACAUUAGUCUCAGGGCCGCCCAGAGGUUGGCGGGGGCCCGGGGCAAAUUUUUUUUAGGGGCCCCUAUCUUAAAAAAUUUUCCCGGAAAAAUUUUUUUCCGGAGAACAACCCCCCCACCCGUCGCCAAAAAAUUUUCGGUCAGUGUACCAUUUUAGGGGUAAAAUUUUUUUUCCGGAGUACAAAAUUUUUCCGGACCAGUACGUUGCAAUUGCUUUCGAGGGACUUUCUCUCAUUUUUUUAUGCCAAAAUUCGGUACUUAGCCCAAGAAAACAGAUAUCUUGUCCUUUGCGCGGAAAUAUUUAACAAACAAAAAAGGCUGGGGCCCAACAAAAAAUUUUCAGGGGCCCCCAGCAACUCGGGGCCCGGGGCAAUUUGCCCCCCCCCUCUGGGCGGCCCUGAUUAGUCUUGAGGUGUUUGGUAGAGGAGGCAAGCUACACAUGUGAAAACGCACACAUUGUAACAAACCUGCAGCAGACUUGUAGCAAUGCUGUUCCAACAACUUGUCAACAGGAUGUGUUCGCACUGCUAGUUCCCAGUUUGUUUAAUAGCUGUCAACGGCUUGUUGACAACUUACUACAAAGUUGUUGAGCUCAACAGACUUGUUAGAAGUUGUUCCAACAACUUGUUAUCGUCCUGCGAUUCAACAAUUUGUCGACAAGUUGUGAGUGACAAGCUUGUAGCAACUUGAUAAAAUAACAGCAUUAUUACAAUUUGUUGAUAACUUCCCACACGCCUGUUGCGAACACAUCUUGUUGACAAGUUGUGAUAGUUUUAUGUGUGCAGCUGGGAGACUAAGCGCGCUGUAUGACAGUUUCUUAUCAGUUGUGUUUUCUUGUUGUAGAUACAGACCUUGGAGAUGCAGUGUGAUAAUUCAUGUUCUGCUUGGGGAGUGACCAGUUCAAGCGUGACAACUCUACGGGAUUGUUCGCGCCUAAGACAUAACUACAAGAAAAUAUCUACCAGAACCGUCGAUCGGAGUCUGGUCGGAAAUUGAAGAUCUCUAGCGUACAAGAGAGCAGAAAAAUAAAGCAACUUCUGUUUGAAUUGCCAAAUGUUAUUGGGUGGACGGCUACCGCCGCCAAAGGCACUACCACAGAAAGAAGACUGCUAAAAUACUGACUGUUCAUGUGUCAGUGUUUCUUGCGCCUCAAUUGCACUGAAUGAACUAAGAGAUAAAAGAUUUGUGUACAAAUGUAUUAGGGAUUUUUCGUAUCGAAAUUGUAAAUAGUAAAUAAGAAUAAAAC